Vidua chalybeata is the source of this 9319-nucleotide messenger RNA. It is a transcript of the gene FAM171B, whose product is annotated as family with sequence similarity 171 member B. Bases 40 to 2442 code for a protein of 800 amino acids. NCBI's taxonomy places the organism in Eukaryota, Metazoa, Chordata, Aves, Passeriformes, Viduidae. The transcript has 8 exons. The record is from RefSeq and is a predicted model, not a curated record.
CUCUCGCAAUAUGCCUCCGCUGCCCCCGGGCUGCUCGCCAUGCCGGGCACCUGCGGGCGCCUCUCCGCGCUGCUCCCGGGGCUGGCGGCCGCGCUGCUGCCGAUGCUGGUGAUGCUGAUGAUGGGGCGGCCGCCCCCCGCCGCCUCCGCCGCCGCCACCCGCCCGCAGCAGCAGCGAGCGGCGCUGCCCGGGGGCGCCCCCGCCGCGGCAUCAGGAUCUGUUUUCACCCUGAAAGUUCAAGUAAAUGACAUCAUCAGCCACCAGUACCUGCCACAAGCAGUGGUAGAGGUGUUUGUUAACUACACCCUGACAAAUUCUACUCUUACUGGGAGCAAUGGAGCAGUGUUGGUAAAAGUCCCCUACAAAUUAGGAUUAAGCUUAACUAUUGUCUCAUACAAGGAUGGCUACCUGCUGACACCUUUGCCUUGGAAGACUGCGAGAAUGCCAAUAUACUCGUCCGUGACGCUCUCGUUAUUCCCACAAAGUCAAGCUAAUAUAUGGCUGUUUGAAGAUACUGUCUUAAUUACUGGAAAACUGUCUGAUGCCAAAUCUCAACCGAGUGUUCAGUUUCCAAAAUCUUUAAUGAAGCUUCCAACAAAUCAUAUUGCAAAUGUUACAGCCUAUCUGACAGUACCAGAGCAAUUUUUGAAAGUGGACAGCUUUCUCUAUACAACAGGAAUUAUUCUAAAUAAAUCAGGUUUCAAAAGCAUGGAAUUAACUCCUCUCGCUGCCAUAUGUGUAAAUGUUCUUUUGGCUGGGAAAGAACUGAAUAUAAAGGGUCCCAUUCAGGUUUCACUUCCUCUUCCCACAACUACUGUAAGAUCAGGAGACGCUGUACCUGCCUGGACAUUUGAUAUGAAAAUUGGUGCUUGGGUAAACCGUGGGCUAGGAAUAGUGAAGGAAGUGGAUGGCCAGUUGGUAUGGACAUACACUGCUCAGCACUUGGGCUACUGGAUUGCAGCUCCACUGCCUGGAGCAAGAGAAUCCAUUAUUAGUGCUGUUUCCAAGGACAUAACAGCCUAUCACACUGUGUUCCUUACGGCCAUACUGGGAGGAACUGUUGUCAUUAUCAUUGGAUUUUUUGCUGUUCUUCUUUGUUACUGCAGGGAUAAAUGUCGUCGGACAAAGAAGAAGGAAAAAAACUCAACCAAGCUGGAGGUCAUAAAAAAAGACCAGACAACCUCAACAACUCACAUAAAUCACAUCAGUGCUGUCAAAGGGUCUUUAAAGCUGGAGGAAAAGUCACAGUUAUAUACACCGAAGAUUUCUUCAUACAGCCCUCAAAGGAGGCUGUCCAUAGACACAGAAGAUGGAAAAUCACAAGACAAUUUUAAAAUCUACUCAGAGGAUGCUUCUUAUCAGUCAUCCUGUCAGAUUGGUCAGGCAGGAAAUUCAGCCCAUUCAGUGGAGCCUAGUGCUGGAGUGAGGCUUUUACAGCAGCCAAAGCACAGUAACAGUACUAUUUCCCAGGCUCCUAGGGACAUUCCAGACCAAAACAGGUACCUUUCACUGAAAGAGGAGAUGUAUGGGCUUUCCCAUAUCCCAGAACAUCUAAUGCAUAUUUACAAUCAGCCUAUAGCUAUUCUUCAAACCUCAGACCUUUUCCACUCCCCAGAGCCACUGCAUCCUGCUAAAUCAGCAACUUUGCCAAGGAAAGGGCAGCUGGUGUAUGGCCCCAUGAUGGAACCCAUGAAUCGUGACACUUACAUGCAAACACUCCCCAAAAUGCCAGUGCACUCUCAUCCCCAGCCUUCUGCCUGCAGAGAUGAGAACAGUGCCCUGGAUGGUGAAGAGGGCUUGCCUUCCCAAGCAUCCAACUGGGGCCGGUACACCAACAGCUUACUGGAAUCUGUCUCUGUUCCUGGGACACUGAAUGAAGCAGUUGUAAUGACUCCGUUUUCAUCCGAACUUCAAGGGAUUUCAGAGCAAACAUUGCUGGAGCUCUCUAAAGGAAAACCAUCUCCGCAUCCUCGAGCAUGGUUUGUGUCCCUGGAUGGGAAGCCAAUUGCUCAAGUGAGGCAUUCUUUCAUAGAUCUGAAAAAGGGCAAAAAAACUGAGAGUAAUGAUACCAGCCUGGACUCUGGUGUGGAUAUGAAUGAGCACCAUCCUAACAGGAAACUGGAGAGAGAGAAGACUUUCAUUAAAAGUAUGCCACAUUCUAAGAUUCUUUACUUGGAAGAUCUGGAUCUGAGUGGCAGUGAAAGCGGGACCACUGUUUGCACUCCAGAGGACCAGGCUGUGAGACACAUUAUGGAAGGAGGGAAUGGGCCAGUCCUAGAACAACAUAACGAGGAAGGUCUAAGGAAAAAAUCUCUACCAGGAAGUCAUGAAUCUGGUAUCCCUUCUGCUAAAAAAAGGGAUAGACCACCUCUCAUGAAAAGAGAUAGUAAAACCAAUAUCUGGAAGAAAAGAGAGGAGAGGCCGCUUAUUCCUAUAAAUUAAAACAAUGUGCUUUGUGCUCUUGCUCUCCCUGCUGGUUGUUGACCUCUUGCCUGCUUCUGUAAUUCUGCAGUGUUGGGUUUACAAGGGAAAUGUUGUUUUCUAGUAUCAAGAAAAGUUUCAUUUUUUAACAUACAGAUUGAGUUACCAAACUUCAGCUGGGCAAUUUAUAUUCCAUGUGAAUUGAAAACAGGGAAAUGUUACUAUUAAACUUUUCCAGUUCCUAAUUUUACUGGCCGUAUGAGGAAGGCCCACAUUUUACUUAGCCUGUCAUUCUUGGACACACUUUUGGGAAUGCACAGUGAGAAAUGUAGGCACGUGAUUUAAUUUUUUUGUACUUGUUGCUAAUGCAAUGGUAGCCUAGUUAAAGCCAUUCCUAGCCUUGUUCCUAAUCAACGUGACCAUCUGUACAGUAUUUUAUAUGUGAACUUUUCUAGCUAUCUGUUACUUCUUCCUUGUAUAAUGUGAAAUGUUUCAUCCGUUGGUCCCACGACACCAGCAGAUGAGCUCUGCUGGAUUUAUCAGCAGAGCUCUAUAGCAUUACUGCCCUCCCUGUGUGCCCAUCCAUGUGCAAUUCCAUACAACACUGGGGGAAAAGGAAGUGUGCAAGUGUGGCCGCUGCAGUUCAUGGUCUCCACUAUCUUCAAGUGUUGCCCAUCUGCUUUGUUUAAAUCUGCUUUAUUAUGGCCCGUGGAUGUUGAACACUGUCAUGGGCUAUGAGGGGUCCACGUCCAGCAGAAAAGGACUGAUUCUGGUAGCAUUUGGAGCUGCAGCCACUCCUGAUCUCAGUGUCUUGUUUUGGCUUCUUUGUCAGUGAACAUCUUCUCUUCUGUAUGCUGUUGUGCUCCAGAAUGUAGCCUUGAAUCUCUGCCUGUUUCUAAGUGAGAGUUUGGCUCAUGAUGAAGUGUACAAGAUUAGACAAAUUAUGCCUUGGAAAGAGUUUCUUGAGCAGGAAAGCUCAGCACCAUUCCUUUUUGUUUUAUGUUUAAAACAAUGGGAGAUCAUUUGAGGUUUAUGUGCCUACAUUUUGCCAGCCUGAGCUGCUUUUGUCUAGCUUUGCAGAGGGGUUAAACAGGCUUUAAAAGUUGGGGGGGAGGGUUAUGAGCAUGAGACAGCAGAUUGCAAAAAUUUGGUCUAUAAUGCAAUAUAAAUACUAUUUAUGACUCAUCUUAGAGUUAAAUUUACCAAAAGUCAUGAAUGCAUGAAUUGUAACUAAGAUAUGUAUAGAGGAAGGAAAGGCCAUCAGAAUAUUCUUUAAUUUUAAUAUUCAUCUUGUCAAAAUGAUCAUUUCAACUUUGGCUAACAGAAAAAUGGAUGCAUCUCUUAAUGUGCUUCAUAUAGUAAACAGAAUGUAUUUCUGUGGCUUUGAGGCUGUUUCCCUGAUGAAAUAAGUUCCAGCAUUUUGGCUUUGGCAGUUUGAUUAUAAAUCAUCCUAAAAAGGCUUUAUAAAUAUUUCCCUUAGAGCUUGGUUAAGGGUCUGUACCAAGACCCAAACAUACAUGUCUGUAUUUGAAUUGUGAUGUGAAUAGACCUUGGUUGUCUGCCCUGUAGUACACUCAAGAGUUGGGAACUAUCCUAUGCAGCUGGGCUUCUGGGAAUAUUUGCUCAGGAAAUAUUACUGUGAAAUGUCUGUUGUGUUGGGAUUGUCAGUUGUCUGGUGCUGUUUCUAGAAGAAUAUGGAAGGUAACCAGGAUGGUACCAGCAAUGCAUCAGUCCAAAGUGAGCAUUUGCUUCAUGAACAAAAUUCCCCUAUUGAGUUCACAAGUAUGAAAGUGCAAAUUAAGUUUGAGAUAGGUGUGUGUGUUGACCUUGGCUGGAUGUCAGGUGCCCAUCAAUCUGCUCUAUUGCUCCCCUUUCCCAGCUGGACAGGGGAGAGAAACUAAGAUGGAAGACAACUUCUGGAUUGAGAUGAAGCAGUUUCCUAAGGCAAAAGCAGAAGUUUUCGUGUGCACAAAGAGGAAAAAAAAUAGGUUUGUUCUCUACUUCUCAUCAGCAAGCAAUGUUAAGGCUGCUUCUUGGAAAGCAGGGCUUCAACACUUGUAGUGGUUGCUCCAGAAGGCAAACCUUGUAAGUAACAAAUGCCCCCACUUCCUCCUCCUUUCCUUAGCUUUUAUAUCUGAGCUGAUAUCAUAUGGUGUGGAAUAUCCCUUUGGUUAAUUUGGGUCAGCUGGCUUAGUUGUGUCCCCUGCCAGGAUCUUGCCCACCCCCAGCCUGCUGGUUGGCAGGGAAUGUUGGGAGUCAGCACUAAUGCUGUGCCAGCCCUGCCCAGCAGCAGCCAAAACACUGGUGUGUUACCAACACCUUUCCAGCUCCCAAUACAAGGCACAGCACUGGGAAGGCUGCUAUGGGGAAUGAACUCCAGCUCAGCCACACCCAAUAUCUGUGGGCAUCACCAUCACAGGUGGGAAUAUCAGCACCCGUGCCUGGAUCACCUCCUUCCCCUCCUUCAGCACUGACCUUAGUGUCUGCAGAGUUGUUCCUCUCACAUGUUCUCACCCUGCUCUUUUCUGGCCACAAUUACAUCUGCACAAUAACUUCUUUUCCUUUUCAAAUGUAUUAUCACAGAGGUGUCACCAUCACUUCUGACCGGCCCAGCCUUGGUCAGCAGCGACUCUGUCUGGGAGCUGCUGGCAUUGGCUCUGCUGGACAUCAGGGAAGCUUCUGGCAGCUUCUCACCCCUGUAGACCCCCCUACACUAUCAAAACCUGGCCACCCAAACCUAAAACACAUGGUGAAGCAACUGUCCCCCUGCAACCCAUGGAGUGCAGAUAAUCCACCUGCAGCCUGUGGAGGAUGCAUGAAGGAGGCUCUGAACCCAUGGGAAAGCUGUGCUGCAGCAAACUCCUGGCAGGACCUGUGGAGACAGGAUGUUUCCUGGUAGUACCUGUGGGGGACUCAUGCUGGAGGCAGGCUGUGCCUGAAGGACUGCACCCUGUGGAAGAGUGAGCCACGAUGGAGCAGUUUGUGGAGAACUGUUGCCCUUGAAAAGGACUCAAAUGGAGAGCAGCCUCCUGUGGAAGGAACCCUGUGCUGGAGCAGGGGAGGGACUUCUGUCCUUGAGCAGCAGCAGAAACCACACGUGGUGGAACUGACCCAUUCCUGUCUCAGAAACCACACGUGGUGGAACUGACCCAUUCCUGUCUCAGAAACCACACGUGGUGGAACUGACCCAUUCCUGUCUCAGAAACCACACGUGGUGGAACUGACCCAUUCCUGUCUCAGAAACCACACGUGGUGGAACUGACCCAUUCCUGUCUCAGAAACCACACGUGGUGGAACUGACCCUGUCUCCCUGUGUCACUGCAGGAAUAGGGAGGGGUGGGGGGGAAGGUGUUUCUAAGAUUUAUUUCACUUGUCAUUAUCCUGCUCUGUAAUAAAUUCAGUUAAUAUCCCCAAGGUGAGUGAGUCUGUUUUGCCCGUGACAGUAUUCAGUGAGUGAUCUCUCCUUACCUCAAUUCAGGAACCUUUCAUUGGAUUUUCUCUCCUCUGUCCACUUUGUGCAAAGGAUUGGUAAGAGUGGCUUUGGUGGGUGCCUGGCAUCUGGCCAGGGCCAAAACCACUGCAGUGUGCAAAUAAGUCUGUAAUUAAAUUGGCCUAAAGAACCUAAAAUAGGUUUAAUUACGAUUCAUCUAUUUCAGGUGUGAAGAUGGCUUGUCAUAUUAGCAUGCCUUUGGUUCUCUUUCUAGGUUACAGGAAUUUUGUUCAAUACCAAAUACAUUUUCACAAAAACUUUUUUUUUUUUUAAUGUACAGUUGUAAUGGAUAUUUAAAUGUGACUUUCUAGGCCCAGAUAUUGAUCAUGUCAUCCUUGUCUUUGUUGUAUACAUUAGUAGGAAUCAAUUUGUAUAUGCACAUUUCUUAGGAAAGCUGCCCUUGAGGUUCAAUAUUGCCCUGUUUGCAGACUAGCAUUGGUUCUGAUAGCUCCCUUUUCAAAAAGAGAUUAUUAUGCAUUCUGUUGAACAUAAUAGAAAAUCCCUGACAAGCUAAUGGUUUUCAGGAAUUCAUAUUAAAUUCAUAUGUCUUUACUUGAAAUUUUGGUCACUUAGAGUAAUAUUUCAGAUUUUUAAAAUGCAUUUUUCACUGUAUAUACUAAAAAGACCUAAUUUCUCAAACUUACUUGUAUCAUCAAAAAAAUACAGACAACUAUAAAUGGCUUUAUUUAUGUGAGUUCAAAGAAAACAAGUUUGGCACUCUGUUGUUCUUGUUCUCUGACAGUAGGUAUCAGGUUGUCAAAAAAAAAAGGAUUAGAAAUACAACUCUAAAAUUAUUAUGAUUAUGAUUUAUAUUCAUACAGAAUAUUUCAGAAUAUAUUAUCUCAGUCUUCACAUUCCAGCUGUAUGUUGGAAUUUAUGCAUUGGAAAAACCUGUAUUGCCUGCUAGAGAUAAGAAUUCUUUUUGGUUUUGUAUCAUUAAAAAAAGGAGCUUGACUAUGUUGAGCUCCAAAAAUUUUAAUUCCACAAAACAUUCUAUGUGAUGUGUAAUGUGUGGAGAAGACAGAAUGUCACAGGGAAGUGUCACAAACUAAUGUUUUUCUAUAUAUCUCUAUAUGAUUUCAACAUAUGAAUUUUUAGGAAUUACUGAAUUUAUUUUUUAAGAUUUUUUUUUCCUGUUGGCCUUUUGUGACACUAACAGACUGUUAAAAUGCUGGUGCCAGAAUUAGGCCUAGACAAAAAUCAGCAAGGAUUUGUCGCACACGACUCUUGGAAAGGCUGGGGAAACAUGCAGAGGUUUUCACUUCUUGGAAUCGGGAGGUUGCUUACCUUGAGAAUAAGAAGGAGGAAAUGUCUGUGAGCCUCUUCUAAGGAGAGUGGAAUGAAUAGGGAAAAUUGGAAAGGGUACAGCUUCUUUCUGAUGCUAGUUUGCAAACUGAUACGUGUUUGUGCUUUGGUGGAAUCAAUUCUUUCUGAAGAACACAAAUGCUUGCAAGACUUAUGUCUCAGUUCUUCACAAGGCACUUCUUGAGCUGUCAGCUUUUGCAAGAAAAGCCUUAUUUAUGUACAUACAGUUUUAAGUGCAAGCUCAUUGACAGUAAUUUUUAGAUUGUUACCAAAUGCUAGAUAUUAUAGGUGAAAAAAAAAAAAGGUGGGGGAAUCACUUCAAAAUCACAUUUGAUUAAGAGAAAGAAAGUCCUUAUAGUGCAAUCAGAAAAUAGAGCUCUGGUAUUACAAACCUGAAAGUAAAAAUUACGUGUUGAUUAGGGGCAUUAUUUACCACCAUAAAGCUAGAGGUGAUGCACCAAAAAUAAUGUAGGAUGUAGGAAUGUUCAGUUGUCUCCUUUGUUUUUAUGCAGUAAUUUGUACCAAAGAGGAUGAAAUGAACGGGCACCAGUAUAAAUUCUUGUUAGUUAAAAAGUGACAAAGUUUCACAACACUACUGAUCAAACACUGUGUAAAUGAAAAGGCAGUGCACUACAUCAGUUGUCUGGUGUUUUACAUUAGGAAAAUCUGGAGAUAAAUUAGCCUGCUGAAGUGCCUUUCUGUUUCAUCAGACUUAUUUUAUCAGUGGGACACCUGACUAUCUGAAAAGCACAUUAUGUUUUUAUUUUCUGUUAGCCAAAACCCCCUGAAUUAUUACAAUUAUAUAGCUUUUAUAAUAUUUUAAGAGGCAGAUCUAGUGCUUUUUAUGUUGGAAUACUGACUUCUGCAUGUUGAUGAUGAUGGUAGUUGUUGUAAAACCUAGUUUUUGUAUUUUAUGUUUGAAAAGAAAUUUUAAAAAUCUAUCUUUAGCAAUCUGAACAGUAGUGUCUUUUAAAAAUGCUCAUACGGGAUCUGAUUCAACUUUGUGCAUCAAGUGCAAGCGUCUUGAAAUCAUUGGAUUUACAGGUAUGAAACUGACUGGGAUAUUAACUUCAAAAAUGAAAUUAACCUAUCUUUAUAUAUAAACACUAUUAUAACGAUAAAAGUCCUUUUUUCAGCUGCUAACUUUGCUUGUCAAUAGCAGCAGAAAUUGUAUGGAGAUGGGUACAUACUUCUUAUUUUCUAGAACCAACUUUUAUCUCAAUUUGGAGCUUAGCUUGCAUUGUUUUUUAAUCGCUUUUUAAUUUUUUUUAAAUUCAGUGGUAUUAUGAAAACACAGUACUAUGCCUAUGGAGCUAAAGAUGAGUAUUCUUUUAUAGUAAUUUGUACUAAUUUGUGCCACACUUCUAACAGUAGGCAGCUACAUUUGCGUUAAAGAAUUUCUAUGAAAGGUGGUUUAAAUGACUUGAAUCUGAGCUUUGUUUUCUUCUAAAAGCAGUAUUCAUUUUGUUCUGAAAAAAUAAAAAGCUUCAGGUUUUUUUAGGACUGGCAGGGCAAAACUGUCAUUUCUUUUUGUGCUAGCACUCUCAGCCUGAAAACUGUUUUACCAAAUGAAUUUUUUUUCAGUCAGUUUUAGGACUUACUGAACAUUCCUAUAUUCCCCCUCCCCAAAGCAUCCUGGUACUUUAUUCCCCAGGUAAUUGAUUUGGUUCCUUUGAAGCACUUGUUGCACUUCAGUCCACGUUAGAACAGUACUAUUUUUACAUGUCACUGUGUAGAAAGGCAGUUUUUAGUGCUCCUCAGAGCAUGUUACUCAUACAAAGCCUGGCUCUGGAUGUUGCAAGGCAGGUGAACUCAUGGCACUGACUGUGCUCAUCACCUUGAAUUCUGGAGCCUCUUAUUCAACAAAUGCUUCAUGACCUCAGCAAUUAUUUUCAAAAACACUCUAGUAUGGAUGUUGUUUAUGUAAAACAUUCUUGAUAUUCGGCAUCCUGGUUUUAAGUAUUUCUACCUUUUUAUAUUUUGUCAGAGGUGUCUUUUCAUCUCUGUAUUUACUACAGUAUCAGUGUAUCUGUUGCUGAAAAUGUAACUAAGGUUUGUAAAAUGUUACAGCUUAUGCAAGAUAAUAAAAAUUUGAAAAAGUUA